AAGGCGAAGAACGCGAAGGAGCGAGAGAUCGACGCGACGACGCGAAAGUGGGGACUCGAGGCGGGGCUGUGGAAGGUGUUCAAGAACGGCGGCGGCGCGGCGGGAGGGACGGAGACGGGCGAGGGCGCGAGCGAGGGCGCGGAAGAGCUCGGGACGUCGCGCAUGGACAUGGCGAAGAAAUUGCUCAAGCGGUACGGGUCGGCGUAUCUGGCGACGUCGAUUUCGCUGAGCUUGAUUUCGAUCACGGUGUUUUAUUUUCUCGUCGCGGGCGGGGUGGACGUGGCGAGCCUGUUGGAUAAGAUUGGGAUCAGCGUGAACGCGACGAGCGAACAGUUCGGGACGUUCGCGCUGGCGUACGCGGCGCAUAAGGCGAGUUCGCCGAUUAGGUUCGGGCCGACGGUGGCGCUGACGCCGAUGGUGGCCAAGUGGUUCGGCAAG
Messenger RNA from Ostreococcus lucimarinus CCE9901, 438 nucleotides. RefSeq lists its product with no specific name. NCBI's taxonomy places the organism in Eukaryota, Viridiplantae, Chlorophyta, Mamiellophyceae, Mamiellales, Bathycoccaceae. The record is from RefSeq and is a predicted model, not a curated record. The annotation marks the transcript as partial. The transcript has a single exon. Gene Ontology annotation, cellular component: mitochondrion.